UGUGUAUCGUAGGAAAGGCAUUCUCUUAAAAGCAAACGGCAGAGGGAAAGGAACUCAUUCCAUGUUUUCCAUGCCACACAAGAGCUUCAACUGAGAUCAUGUGCAAUCUAUGUGCUCUGAAACUUAAGGAUUAGUUACACAGAUACUGUUUUGACGUUUCUUAAAGAGCUUGUCAAAACUAGAACCUAUACAUGGUAAGGGCAAGGGGGCACUAGUUAUAUCGCAAACAAAACUCAAACCAAGUCAAGAUGUCUUUUGCCAUGGUGCGCGCAGCCCCCAGCAGGUUUCUUUACUCCGACAUCAGCAUGCUCUCGGAAGACGAAGAAAACGGCAGCGAGAGCUCGGGGUCCGACGAGAAGUCCUUCCGCCUGGACGACUCCGGCUACGAAAUCAAGGUUGGCGGCAAGCGGAAAUCCGGCAGCCGGCGGCCGCCGCCAAUCGUGGGCGAGAUCCGGCAGAGGAACGCCGCCAACGCCCGGGAGCGCGACCGGACCAACAGCGUCAACACCGCCUUCACGGCUCUCCGCACCCUCAUCCCGACGGAGCCCGCCGACCGGAAGCUGUCCAAGAUCGAGACCCUGCGCCUGGCGUCCAGCUACAUCUCCCACCUGGGGAACGUGCUGCUCGUGGGGGAGGCCUGUGGGGAUGGGCAGCCCUGCCACACCACUUCGUCCUACUACCACCACAGCAGCCCGGGCAGGGACAGCGAGAACUCCCAGCCCAAACAGAUCUGCACGUUCUGUCUCAGCAACCAAAGGAAAAUGAGCAAAGACAGAGACAGAAAAUCUGCCCUGAGGAGUUAAUAUUUAUUUGAAGGAAGAAUGAAGAAAACAAAUUCACCACAAAACUUGUAAAGAAAAUAACUAUAUUAAUAAGCAAGCUUUUUCAUGUCCACUUACUCUUGGAAAAGACAUGUAUUAGUUGUAUAUACAAACACUGAUUUAAUGUCUUAAACGGGAAUUUCAUCUUUUCUCAUGGGAUGAACGCUGGACUUCUCGGAAUAUGCCAGUAUGUGUCUGACACAGGACGUAUGGAUUCUUUUUCCGUUCUUCUUAGCUAAUAUAUUACAUCACAUUCUUACCCUGGGAGGCAGGCGAAGUGCAUGAAUUGUAAAAAAAAAAAACUCCCUCUGCUUCUAUUAACACCCCCAUUUGUUCCAAAACAUAAGUGCCUUCGGAGAACUAUUUACACUAGAUGUCUUAAAAGGGAAGAACUCGGUGGUCACCUCUGUUUCUACAGUACCUUCAUUCAAAACUCUUCAAAAAGGCUGCAAUUAAAACAAAAGGACCAAAAGGCGUGAGAGCAGAAUGGGGUGUAAGUACUGCAUAAAAAUUUACAGAAACCAGCAUCAAGCUGAAAUGUGACGGGAUGUCUUGGCUUUCUGCCUUCCGAAUACCCACCAGAGGCACCUCUGCAAAAUGGCUCUAAAAUUAAUUCUCGGAGCUGUAGAAGAGUCAAGAGUUUCAUUGCUGACCAUAUCCCCUCCAUCAAAGAGCACAGCUGAUCUCAAGCGCCUGAUGUGGUACGUUCGGGACACGCUUCACAGAGACUUUGGCGCUUAUUGAAGUGCAACCAAGACAACAGGAUCACCCUUUUGCUGCUCUCUAUUUCUCUCUUACCAAUACAUGCUGGAUUUUCAGGUCGUGGAAAUUGUAUAUUAAAAUGGUAAAUAUUAU
Messenger RNA from Lepisosteus oculatus (spotted gar), 1676 nucleotides. RefSeq names its product scleraxis bHLH transcription factor a (gene scxa). Lineage: Eukaryota; Metazoa; Chordata; Actinopteri; Semionotiformes; Lepisosteidae. The record is from RefSeq and is a predicted model, not a curated record. Gene Ontology annotation, biological process: developmental process; regulation of transcription by RNA polymerase II. Gene Ontology annotation, molecular function: RNA polymerase II transcription regulatory region sequence-specific DNA binding; protein dimerization activity; DNA-binding transcription factor activity, RNA polymerase II-specific.